AUGGCCAAAGAACUAAGAAGUGAGAUUCCUGCCACUAUUUGCAAUGUCACAUCCCUUGAGAUUCUUGAUCUCUCGGACAAUGGAUUAAGCGGUUCCCUUCCACGUUGUCUGGGAAAGCUUGCUGAUAAUCUGCAUACCAUGGUUCUUGGUAAUAAUCAGCUUCAAGGGACAAUACCAACAACCUUCACCAAGAGCUGUCACCUAGCAGUUUUAAACACGGAAAGCAAUCACUUUGAAGGAACUCUACCCCAAGCCUUAGCAAACUGCAAGGACUUAAAAAUUCUUAAUAUGGGAAACAACCACAUUGGAGGUAUAUUUCCGUCAUGGCUAAGUACUCUUGCACAGCUAGAAGUCCUUGUCUUUCGAUCAAAUAGACUUCACGGUGAAGUAAGUAUAGGUAAUACAACACGUCCCUUCCCUAAGUUGCGAAUUGUGGAUCUCUCUAACAAUGAAUUCACUGGCCAUUUGCCAAUUCAGUAUUUUUAUAAUAUGAGGCCGAGUAAUAAGGGAUAUGAUUAUGUCAUUACAAAAGAGAAUUUCGAGUACUUUUACCAAGCAUCAGUCUCACUAAGUGUGAAAGGGACAGAAUAUGAAGUGAAACAAAUCCUUUAUAUUUACACAGCCAUUGAUCUGUCGCUCAACAAAUUUCAAGGGCAGAUUCCAGAGGUCACUGGAGAGCUUAGAUCGCUUGCGUUGCUAAAUCUAUCUCACAAUAGUCUUACAGGGCCUAUCCCAUCAUUGCUGGGGAAUAUGGAAGCACUCCAAUCUUUAGAUUUGUCAUCAAACCAAUUGACAGGUGCUAUACCCGAGCAGUUAACUACUUUGACAUUUAUUGGGGCCUUGAACCUCUCGGAAAACCAUCUUACCGGAGAAAUCCCUCAAAAAGGACAAUUCAGUACUUUUGGCAACGAUUCAUACUUGGGUAACUCGGCCUUAUGUGGACUUCCUCUGACUAAGAAAUGUAGGCACACGGUGCCACCAACACAAGAAGUCCUAAAUGGUGACGAAGAUGAUGCUAAUGAUGAACUCAGUUGGGAGGUGAUCCUGAUAGGGUAUGCAUGUGGAUUAAUAUGCGGAUUAUCUUUUGGGUACAUUGUUUUCACCAUUGAAAAGCCUUGGUGGUUUGUGAGAUACGUCGAAGAACUGCAACAGAAGUUGAUGAGGACACACAUGAAGAAUACUAUUCGAUCAAGAAGAACAACUUGA
Messenger RNA from Daucus carota subsp. sativus, 1206 nucleotides. RefSeq names its product receptor like protein 22-like. The transcript is spliced from 2 exons. Lineage: Eukaryota; Viridiplantae; Streptophyta; Magnoliopsida; Apiales; Apiaceae. Gene Ontology annotation, molecular function: protein binding. The record is from RefSeq and is a predicted model, not a curated record. Bases 1 to 1206 code for a protein of 401 amino acids.